Molecule: messenger RNA, 609 nt
Organism: Striga hermonthica
Lineage: Eukaryota; Viridiplantae; Streptophyta; Magnoliopsida; Lamiales; Orobanchaceae
Source: the annotation of a GenBank genome assembly
AUGAUUUUCCGUGGAACGGACACGACGGCACUUCUUACCGAGUGGGUGAUGGCUGAGCUGGUGUUGCACCCCAAGGUACAAGCCAGGCUUCGGGAGGAGCUGGACGGCGCUGGCGCCGUCGCCGACCUUGCGGCAAUGCCGUACCUCCAGGCUGUGGUGAAGGAGGCGCUGAGGGUGCACCCGCCGGGGCCCCUUCUUUCGUGGGCCCGCCUCUCCACUACUGACGUCCACCUCAGCAACGGGAUGGUGGUUCCGGCGGGCACCACCGCCAUGGUCAACAUGUGGGCCAUCACACACGACCCGGAGGUUUGGUCCGACCCGCUUGAGUUCAAGCCUGAGAGGUUCAUGCCAGCGGAGGGCGGAGUCGACGUGGAUGUCCGCGGCGGGGACCUGAGGCUGGCGCCGUUCGGGGCCGGUCGGAGGGUUUGCCCCGGGAGGAGCCUCGGGAUGGCCACGGUGGCUCUUUGGGUGGCGAGCCUUGUCCGCAGCUUCGAGUGGGCGGCUGACCCGUCGGCUCCGGUUGAUUUGUCAGAGGUUCUCAAGCUGUCUUGUGAGAUGAAGUACCCUUUGUCCGCUGUGGUCGUGAAGCGUGAUGACAUAAUUUACUAA